AUGAAUUCACUCACGCCGCUCUCCUCUGCGUCCCCGUCUUCUGUCUCUUCCUCGACCUCACGCUCAAAUCAUGGAGAUCAGUUAACACGCGCUUUGGAGGAUACUCACCUGGCCGCUCCUCCUGCUACCUCUACACCCGCUCCUGGACCUCCCAACACCGCCUCUUCAACCGCCACAGCCACCUCACUUCUCUCAACUUCGUCGUCUACCUCGACCCAGAAACCCCCCAGAGCAAAGAUGACCAACCGGCUCAGUCGCAUGUUCUCUCAGACUCGGUCUUCAACACCGUCUGCAGCUGUCUCACCCAACAGACAGGGCCUCGAUCCCGUAUCCAAGGCUAACGGAGCCGCUACUAUCACUUCCACCAUGAUGAUGCAUCCGCCCUCACCAGCCACCGUCCCAGCAGACAGAAAGGUGGACCAGAAGACCACAGAAAAGAAACCAGACGGCAGGUCUGCAGACAAAAAGACAGAAAAGGGCAAAGAUGCCGCCCAGACCAUAAAGCGGUUCGAGAUACUCGCAGACGGAACACACAAACACACUCUCAAGUCAGCCAGGCGCCAGGAAAAGCUCUCGGACAUGCUACGAGACAUUAUCGGUGCUGGGAAGAAGAAGGAUGAUGCCCAUGCCCACGCUCACCCUGCCCAGGCUGACGACCAGCAGCAGCUCUCCCUCGUCUCAACCUGGGUUGACCAGCUCAAGAACGAAAAGGAGAAGAUGGCAGCCGACAAGAAGGGCGGGCCCAACAGCACGGCCUCCCUUGUUGACAAGUACGGCAAGUGCCACGAAAUCGUCGGCCGUGGCGCCUUUGGUAUCGUCCGUAUCUCCCACAAGAUCGACCCCAAGGACUCCAAGACGGAACACGUCUACGCUGUUAAAGAAUUCCGCCGUCGGCCCCAGGAAACGGUCAAGAAGUACCAGAAACGCCUCACUUCUGAAUUCUGUAUAUCUUCUUCCCUACGCCACCCAAACAUCAUACAUACUCUCGACCUUAUGCAAGACGCCAAGGGUGACUACUGUGAAGUCAUGGAGUACUGUGCCGGAGGAGACCUGUAUACCCUCAUCCUCGCUGCCGGAAAGCUAGAAGUGGGAGAGGCCGACUGCUACUUCAAACAACUCAUGCGCGGAGUCGAGUACAUGCAUGAAAUGGGCGUUGCCCAUCGAGAUCUCAAACCUGAAAACCUACUCCUCACCACCCACGGCGCACUCAAGAUUACAGAUUUCGGGAAUGGGGAAUGUUUCCGCAUGGCAUGGGAGAAGGAGGCGCACAUGACUGCCGGCUUAUGUGGGUCUGCACCGUAUAUCGCACCAGAGGAAUAUGUGGACAAGGAGUUCGACCCCAGAGCUGUGGACCUGUGGGCUACUGGCGUGAUAUACAUGGCCAUGAGGACCGGCCGGCAUCUGUGGCGCCAAGCGCAAAAGGAUGAAGACGAAUUUUAUGAUCGCUAUCUAGAAGGGAGGAGAGACGAGGACGGUUAUGCACCUAUCGAGACCUUACAUCGCGCACGCUGCAGGAAUGUCAUCUAUUCCAUCCUUGACCCCAAUCCUGGUCGCCGCAUUACUGCUUCACAGGUCCUUAAAUCAGAAUGGGUCCGAGAUAUCAAGCUAUGCAAAGCUGGUGAAGAAGGAUUCUAA
This is a messenger RNA of Microsporum canis CBS 113480, 1635 nucleotides long. RefSeq names its product serine/threonine-protein kinase hal4. The record is from RefSeq and is a predicted model, not a curated record. Gene Ontology annotation, molecular function: protein serine/threonine kinase activity; ATP binding. Gene Ontology annotation, biological process: intracellular monoatomic cation homeostasis; protein phosphorylation; intracellular signal transduction. The transcript is spliced from 2 exons. NCBI's taxonomy places the organism in Eukaryota, Fungi, Ascomycota, Eurotiomycetes, Onygenales, Arthrodermataceae. Bases 1 to 1635 code for a protein of 544 amino acids.